This is a messenger RNA of Schistosoma turkestanicum, 978 nucleotides long. The record is from the annotation of a GenBank genome assembly. NCBI's taxonomy places the organism in Eukaryota, Metazoa, Platyhelminthes, Trematoda, Strigeidida, Schistosomatidae.
AUGCCCGUAUGCAACCCGUUUCAAGCAGUCAUGUUUUCAAAUGUGCAUACACGUCUUCAGACAUUGGAACCAAACCUCAAUGAAAACUGUUCAACGUUAUGGGCGUGUGAAAUAAGGUACCUGCUAAUGGAGCCAAAUAGAACACAAACUAUUCCUGGAAUCUCUUCAGAAUUCAAUCACAUGGAACGUUAUCCUGUUCUGUUUAAGUCAAUUUGGUUACAAAAUCAUCAAGACGAAAUGAAUCAUGGAAAAGCCCACCAAACUAAUGAAAUUUCAAAUGAACACAAAUAUGCUGACGAAUACGAAACUCUGCCAACAAAUAUUUCAAGAAUUCGAAUUAUAUUUAAUACUGAACAGUUGGGUGAAAAGUUUCAUGGAACGAAAGGUACUGAACAUUUAACUGUUGUCGAUACAUUUUGUCCAAUAGUAAAACGGCUUUUGGAAAAAAGUGAACCAGCACUGAAAUCGUUUACUCUGUCAUGUGACGCUGUCCUCAAUGUUCCAAACAACCUCACGGUAACUUUAGUAGUAUCAGUUGGAAAAUCGCUCGACCAAUUUCCAUUAACCUUAUCGAAGAAGUAUUUGGAAUGUUUGCUCAAUUAUAUGAAAAAGAAAAGCGAUAAAAGCGAAGACUACGAUUCGAUUUUUGCAGAGAAUCUUCGAAAUUUAAAGAGCGUUGAUUCUGUAGAGCGUGAUCGAUUUGACCUUGAAUCGGAGCAAUAUGACAUAUCAAUACCUGCACCUCAAAAAACGCAGAACAUUGACCUGUGUAUGAAGAUGUAUGAAAACUUGAUGAAAAGAUAUCCUGGAUUUUUAGACACAGUGGCGAGAUGUGAAAUGGAUUUAAAGAAAACGCAUGUAGUACUAUCGUUAGUAGAUCUACUUAAAAAAGGAUACUACAGUGAUUAUCAAACUGCUUACGAUCGUAUCAAAUUUUGUAUUGUUGAAGAAACAAUACCAAAGAUCACUAAAGCAUGA